CCUCCCCUCCCCCCCCUCUCUCUCUCUCUCUCUCUCUCUCUCUCUGCCUCUGUUUCUCUGUGUAAAUGUCACGGAGGAGAGAGACUGCGUCAAGUCAUUCAGCUCCACAGCAGGGCUACUUUGCCUAGCUGAUCUUCCUCUCUCUGUCUCUCUCUCUCUCUCUGACGCCCCUUCCCCUCACGAAUCCCUCUACAGUCUCUGUGCAGAAAGCACCCACCCACCCACUGUUCUUCCUCAAAACAACAGAGCAACAAGACAAAUGCACACUUCAGCCUCCUUCUUAAGGCAGCUGAGCGGCAAGGAACCCCCCACCAAAUCGACCUCCAAGAGGUGGUCCGUCGUCGGCGGCAGCAAACGCUUCAGCUCCUCCAGCACCAACAACCUCCCCUGCGGCUGCGACCAGAGCCUCACCCACAUGGAGGGAUUCACCCAGUGCGGGCUUUCCUCUUCCCCCAUGGUGAGGAAGAGGGUCAUGGUGAUGGUGGACGACACCUCUCGGUCCAAGCACGCCAUGAUCUGGGCGCUCACCCACGUCGCUAACAAGGGCGAUCUGCUCACUCUGCUCCACGUGAUCCCUCCAGGCACCGACUCCUCCUCCUUCUCCUCCUCGCCUUAUUUGGCCAACUCCCUCGGCUCCCUCUGCAAGGCCUCCAAGCCCGAGGUGGAAGUGGAAGCACUGGUGAUUCAAGGUCCAAAACUGGCCACGGUGAUGAGCCAAGUGAAGAAACUGGAGGUAUCCCUGCUGGUUCUGGGUCAAAAGAAGCCCUCUUCUCUCAUCAACUGCCUUUGCGGGACGAGCGGCUCAGAUGAGUUUGUGGAGCAAUGCAUCAACGGUGCAGAUUGCCUGACCAUAGGAGUGAGGAAGCAGAGGAGGGGGAUGGGUGGGUAUUUGAUCAGCACCAGAUGGCAGAAAAACUUCUGGCUCUUAGCUUAAUUAAUAAUUAAUUAAUUUCACUGCUAUAUGCGUAAAUUAAUUAAAUAAUUAAUUUCUAGUUAGUCCGUAACUUUGCUUUAAUUAGACUACGUACUGCAUAAUUACUAGAUGUUGACUUUAGAUGUGUGAGAUCUUGUUAUAUGUAAUACUUAGAUUCUAAGUUCUAAUUAAAGCUUAGACCCUUAUGUGUCUAGUCUGUAUUCACUAAACAGAAGUUCUUUGUAUAUUUCUCAUCAAUUUCUUUUUCUCGGCAUAA
Messenger RNA from Punica granatum (pomegranate), 1190 nucleotides. The record is from RefSeq and is a predicted model, not a curated record. NCBI's taxonomy places the organism in Eukaryota, Viridiplantae, Streptophyta, Magnoliopsida, Myrtales, Lythraceae.